AUUCACUAUUUUGACAAAAUUCCGCGGCCCAGAAAUUUUCUGAAUUAAUCAUUUAAAUUCCCUCCGACAGAACAAAAUAAAUUUAAAUUUAUAAAACUGAUUAGGAGUGAUAAGAAUCAUAGAUUAACGUGAUUAUUACACUCAUAACAAACGAACAACUUAAGAACAAACUAAAUCAAGUCAACCUUGUGAUAGGCCAACUCAUUAACGAUGAAGCAAGUUUAUGUUAUUAGCAUAAUUUUGACCGUUGCAUCAUAUUCCAUUGCUCAACGUGUUGCGCCUGGCGUUCCACCUCAGCACUACGAAGCACCACCAGCUUAUCAACAACAACAGCAACCAAAUUACCAACAACAACAACAGCAACCAAAUUACCAGCAACAACAACAGCAUCCUCCUAAUCCUAAUCAACAACAUUACAACCCGAACCAACAAGUACCCGUUCAAAAUGUCGAUCAAUAUGGAAAUCCCUCCCACCAUCAACAGCCACCGGUAGCUCAGCAGCAACACGGUGGAGGUGGACACCAUCAUGGACAUCAUGGUCAACCACAACAAGUUCUGCACACAGGAAAUCUUCAAGAUGAGAAAGCUCACAUUGCGGAGCACAUGGAAGUGCCGAUUGAUACAAGUAAAAUGACAGACCAAGAACUUCAAUUCCAUUACUUUAAAAUGCACGAUGCUGAUAAUAACAACAAGCUUGAUGGUUGUGAAUUGAUUAAAUCACUGAUACAUUGGCAUGCUCAAGGCAGUAAAGAUAACGAACAUCAACAGCAAGUGCCACAGGUGGAGGAAAAAAUAUUCACUGACGAAGAACUCAACACGUUAAUUGAUCCGAUUCUUCAAAGUGAUGAUCUCAAUAAAGACGGUUUCAUUGAUUAUCCUGAAUUUAUUCGAGCGCAACAAAAAUCAGCGGCAGCUAAUCAAAACAAGAGAUAAUUAAAUGUAGUUGUGACUUAAAAUUGUUUUCAUUCUUGUUGAAUUUCUUUUCUAAAAAACACGAUCAAAGACUGAGAUGAGUGAAAGAAAAUUCAUCUUGAGAGAUAGAAAGUGGCUUCGUUAAAUUGUUUUGUUUUAUUUCAUGAAAAGAAAAUUGUCAUAAAUAUUCCAUUCCAUCACAAUUCCUUAUCAUACUUUUUAUAAUUUAUUUAUAAAUAUUAUCUGCGCCUUUUGAGAGAUCUUCAAAAUCGAUACUUAAUUACUUAAAGGGAAUCUCAAAAUUACUUUCACGGUCAAUGUUUUUGUCGAAAAGUCUUGUCUGUUGAAAUUCUUUUAAUUUUCUCAAAACAUGUUUGCAUAAAUCUUGAUUAUCGUUGACAUGCAAAACUUUUUAAAGAACAAAGCAAGGAUCAAAUGUAAAAACGUGACAUUAAAUGAAAUGUAAGUGCGCACUGAUAAAACAUGAAAAAUGAAAUUGCGCUGUUAAAGAUUGAACAAAUUAAAAAUAAAAAUAUUUUGCCACAUAUUUCAAUCGAUGGUUUUGUGAUUUUUAAUGUCAGGCAAGUGGUGGGAUUCUUGCUGUUGCUAUCAUAACUUUGAUAUAAAUAUUUGCUUUGAAUUUAUUUAUUUAGAAAAGGAUGGAAAGAAGGAACAAGCCUCGUCCUACACUGAUGAACAUCUUGAAAAGACGCUUGACCCAGUCAUAGCUCAA
Clunio marinus is the source of this 1645-nucleotide messenger RNA. The record is from the annotation of a GenBank genome assembly. Lineage: Eukaryota; Metazoa; Arthropoda; Insecta; Diptera; Chironomidae.